Messenger RNA from Belonocnema kinseyi, 1481 nucleotides. Its product is annotated as THAP domain-containing protein 5-like. The coding region runs from base 185 to 1249 and encodes 354 amino acids. The transcript has 5 exons. The record is from RefSeq and is a predicted model, not a curated record. Lineage: Eukaryota; Metazoa; Arthropoda; Insecta; Hymenoptera; Cynipidae.
AAAUGAAUUUCCACGAAACAUGUUUUGGGGUCUGUUCGUCUAUUUAAAAUUAGUAUUAAACCGAAUAAACUUUCCAUUCUAUUCCAACUCAAUAAUCCUGAACUUACGUCUUCAUAGUGUUUACACGAUUACGAACGCAAAUUUUUAUCCAUAUGCAAUUAUACUGAAAUUGUGAAACUGAAAAAUGGGAAUCUGCAGUGCAGAGGGAUGUGCAAAUAAAAGUUAUAAAGACUGCAUGCUCUCAUUUCACAGUUUUCCAUUAGAAGAUCCUGUUAGAUUAAAAAAAUGGCUCCAGGCAAUAAAUAAGGAGAGCUGGACUCCCAAAAAAGAGCACAGAGUGUGCAGCGAACAUUUUCAACCAGAUGAUUUUCGAAGCAGUGGAAAAAGAAAGAGGCUUCGAAAAGAAGCAAUUCCGUGUCUUAAUUUGCAAAAAAACAACGUAGAAAAUACUUCUGGUAAAAAUGGAUCUCAAAUUACGACAUCAGGACAAAAUUCAAAUGUCAUCUGUAUUGCGGAGAAUCCUGCUAAAAAUGCAAAUUUAAAAAUGGCUCUUUCCCAGUAUUCAACGAGUAUGGGGGAUUCCAUCACGUAUAAUGUCAAUGAGUCGAAAAAACUAACUAAACCAGACAUGAAAAAUGUUGUGCAUGUCAAUCUUCUUGGUAAUUUAAAGACAAAGGGCAACGUUAAAAUGAUUCUUUGCAAGCGUUCAGCGAUCGAUCCUGAUGCAAGUGGAAGUUCAAAUGCCAAGAGCUUUGGAAAUAUUACUGCCGAUUCAAAAAUUAUUUUAUCAAAUGUAAAAAUGAAUCCUAAACAAGAAAUAUCAAGACUAAGAGCAACUAAUGAAGAACUUGUGAGAAAAGUGAGGUCUUUAGAAAAACUGGUGCCGAUAAAUGAGAAACUUACGGAAAGGGUAAUGUCCCUGGAGAAAUUAGUGCAGGAUUUACAAAUGAAAAACAAAGUUGAAACCAAAAUCGAAGAGGAGUCAUCUGCUGCCAUGCCUAGCCAAAAAGUAAAAAGCCAAAUUGUUGGAUUUCCAAGAACCGAAAUUUCUGUAUAUUCUUUACAAAAAUAUGUGGAUAGUGAUCACUGUUACAGUAGCUCGCCAAAGACUUUAAAGAGGAAGUUAUCAACAGGUUUAGAAGGAUUACGUGAAAAGAAGAAAAAAAUUAACACCUGGCAGCGACGUAUGUCCAGAUCACCGAUUAAACACGACAAAAUAAAAAGAAUCGUAAAAGAUUCGCCAGAUUAGAGUUAAAUUAUCAACUAAUAAAGUCUAAGUCGAGUGAUAAAAUACAUAUUUAGGGCCCCUUUCAGACAUUCAAAAAAAAAGUGUUAUGAAUCUAUUUUUUUAUUUCGAGAGGUCAAAAGGACAUGCAUAUUUUUAGCAACUUUAGAACUUAUACCAUCGGCAAUGAAAUGUGAUAACUAUAUUUUGUUUUAAUUAUUGAACUAGAUCAUUAUUAUAUGUUGAGUUGAAAAUA